AUGAGAAUGAAUAAAUCAGGUUAUGCAUCUUUAAUAAAAGGGUUAUGUAAGAUUGGUAAAUCUGAUUUGGCUUUUGGAGUUAAGGAUGAGAUGGGAAGAGAGAAAAUAGCAUUGGGUUUAACUGUUUACAACACUUUUAUUAGUUCUCUUUUCAAGGUUGGUAAGAAAGAUGAAGCUUAUUGGAUUUUGGAGGAGAUGAAAAUCUCUGGUUGUAAACCUCAUACUGUAACUUACAAUGCAAAAAUUCAUGGGUUUUGUAUUGAAAAUGAUUUUGAUGCAGCUUACAAGGUCUUGGAUCAUAUGGUGGAAGAGGAGUGUAAACCAAAUGUAAUUAGUUAUAAUAUCAUAAUUGGUGGGUUGUGUAAAGAUGGAAAAUGGAGUGAAGCAAAUGAUUUGUUUGAAGAUUUAUCAAGACUUGGUUACAAACAAGAUAUUGUUUCAUUUAGAACAAUGUUUCUUGGGUUAUGUGAUUCUAGAAGGUUUAAUGAAGCAGCAACUUUCUAA
Cannabis sativa is the source of this 504-nucleotide messenger RNA. Its product is annotated as putative pentatricopeptide repeat-containing protein At1g53330. NCBI's taxonomy places the organism in Eukaryota, Viridiplantae, Streptophyta, Magnoliopsida, Rosales, Cannabaceae. The record is from RefSeq and is a predicted model, not a curated record. The transcript has a single exon. The coding region runs from base 1 to 504 and encodes 167 amino acids. Gene Ontology annotation, molecular function: protein binding.